This is a messenger RNA of Macrobrachium nipponense, 756 nucleotides long. RefSeq lists its product as uncharacterized. The record is from RefSeq and is a predicted model, not a curated record. The transcript has a single exon. Gene Ontology annotation, molecular function: nucleic acid binding. Lineage: Eukaryota; Metazoa; Arthropoda; Malacostraca; Decapoda; Palaemonidae. The coding region runs from base 1 to 756 and encodes 251 amino acids. Gene Ontology annotation, biological process: DNA integration.
AUGAGAGAAGUGCUGUUCUGGCCAGGAAUGUCCUCGGAUCUGAAAGCAUUGGUUCAACAGUGUGAUGCUUGUUUGUCAAUUAGAGACCUUCCUCCUAAAGAACCGAUGAAAAGUCAUGAGUUUGCCCUUCGUCCAUGGUCAAAAGUAGGAGCUGAUCUAUGUCAUAUUGAUAAUCGGAUACUCCUUAUAGUAGCUGAUUAUUUUAGCCGUUUUCUUGAAGUAUCAAGAGUAAAUAAUACGACAUCUACUGCCAUCGUUAAAGAACUACAAAUUAUAUUUUCUCGUCAUGGAAUACUGGGCCAGUUAGUAACAGGUAAUGGGACACAGUUUAUCACACCAGAAUUCCGUUCUUUUGCAAAGGCAUGGUCUUUUGAACACAUUACUUCUAGUCCAAGGUAUGCACGAUCAAAUGGAAAGGCUGAGAAUGCCGUGAAAAUAGUAAAGAAAAUGUUCACAAAGUGUAAACUUACUGAAGAAUCAGAGGUUUUGGCUUUACUUAAUUGGAAUAACACGGCAACAGAAGGCAUGUUGACUAGCCCAGCCCAAAGACUUAUGGGUAGACGUUGUAAAACUAUCAUGCCCUGCAUGUCAUCAUUACUAAAGCCUAGAUAUCCUACACAGCAAGAUUCUUUAGUUAUCUUGGAAAAAAAGGACAAGCAGGCCCAUUACUAUAACAGAGGGACACGUGCAUUGAAGCCUAUACCCGCAGGAGAGGUGGUACGCCUCAGACUGCCAGGUAGUAAGGUAUGGAAAUAG